Desarmillaria tabescens is the source of this 2526-nucleotide messenger RNA. RefSeq lists its product as uncharacterized. The transcript has 13 exons. Gene Ontology annotation, molecular function: zinc ion binding; DNA binding. The coding region runs from base 1 to 2526 and encodes 841 amino acids. Gene Ontology annotation, biological process: DNA-templated transcription. The record is from RefSeq and is a predicted model, not a curated record. Lineage: Eukaryota; Fungi; Basidiomycota; Agaricomycetes; Agaricales; Physalacriaceae.
AUGCCCGCUGAAUUGACGGAUUCCAAGAUGAAACGACGAACGCGACGAAAGGGUACUGAAGACUUCUACAAGUUUGACAGUGCUCUUGCUCGAGAAGUCGAAGACAAACGCAGCAGAGUUCCCAGGAGAGGUGAGCUGCGCGGAAUGCAGGAGACUCAAAAUCAAGUGCGACAAACAGAUACCAUGCCAGUCUUGCCAGCGUCGAGGGUGCGCGUCCCUAUGUCCAAACGUUUAUCGACGGGCCAAGGCACACGCUUUGUACUAGCCGCAACCGAGCACCUUCAUCGAAAGGUUGCACGUCUUACCGGGCGAAUUCGCCAAUUAGAAGAUGCCUUAUCGACGACACAGGCGCAGUUCUCCGACACUCCCCAUCCGUUAUUGCAUGACGACUUCGCAGAAAGCGAGGGUUCACCCUGCGCUGAUGUACCUCUAGAUGUCUCGGAAAUGGCUUCGAUGACCGAGGUCCCGGAUAUGCACGGUACCCUUGCUGUCUCAGACCAUGGUGUAUCUCGAUUCUUUGGGCUUACCGGCGGCUUGGAGAGCUACUUCCUCGCAUCUUCCUGUACGUCACCGGUGAGCGAGGCCCAUAGUCCGGACUCUCGGCUUGGCUCCCUAAGCCCAACGUCUACGGUCUCCCCAGCGAACGAUCUGUCUGUUCUUUCCCAAGGCUUUCCUUUCCCCGUGACACGAAACGGCGACGAUAUUCACGAGGUCAUCCGGGACCAUCUGCCCGUCUGGGACCAGGCGCUUAUGUUGACGAACGUGUACUUUGGCCAAUUUUCUUGGAUAUUCCACGGCGUUUCGCGCGAUCAGAUUGACGAGAUGCUGCCGGUCAUCUACCGAAAGCAGAGUGUCCCGUCUUCAGAUGAGGAUUACACGGGUCCUCAUGAUCUUGCGCUUCUCUUUGUUGUACUUGCAAUUGGGUCCUUGGUGGAUGGGGAACGCGGCGCUGAACAAGCGGCACGCUUCCAUCAAGUUUCCAAGGCGGCGAUCUGUCUGCAGUCAGUCUUGGAGAAGCCGUCAAUUGUCACUGUUCAGUGCCUUCAUCUCAUGAGUGUAUACAAUGCCAUGAAUGGCGGUGAUGCGGCAAAUGGUACGACUAUGGAGACAACCUGGUCGUUGACUCACCUAGCUGUCCACUUGGCGCACACCAUUGGUCUUCCGAACGCUGGGGUCUUUCGAACAAGAUGGUUCAACGUCGUCGCAACCUGUUCGUUGAUCUUUACGUGGCAGACGCCUGGCAGAGUCUUCACACCGGUCGCCCCGCCCUCAUUCUCGAUGGCAUAUUCGGAUUGCCAUUUCCCCGAGUACGACUCGAGUCAUGGAAGCCCCAACGACGUCCAGUUUUGCAUCUUCCAAUUCCGCUUCGCAUCAGAAUGCGUCUCUUCUGUUUUAUCACAUACGCUUACUGCAGAGGCUCCCACUUAUGCGACCAUUUUGGAGCUGGAUCGCAAAGUUCGCGAAUAUCCUCUACCUGAGUCUCUGUACCCGCAGGGCGAUACACCGACUUCUUGGCAACGAUUCAUUCUUGAUCAUAUUCGGGAGUCAGUGUUGAUGUAUGUUCACAGAAGUUACUUCGCUCAGGCCCUGAUCGAACAGCCCGACAAUCCGCUGAAGAGUAACUACGCGACAUCCGUGCUGGUUACAAUGCGGUCCUCUGCGACUAUUCUUAGAUGCGUUCGAGACCAAUUCAACCAAUGGAAUAGCGCCUGUGGUAGAUAUUGGACCAUGUGGACUUUUGCCUUUUCCGCAGCUGUUGUCUUUGGUACCGUCGUCACAGGAGCUCCUCGGUCUCCACUUGCCGGUUCUGCUAUGUCAGAACUAAAUCGUGCUUGUGUUCUAUUCUCGAAAGCCGCAGUCCACAGCUCUUAUGCGAAAAAAGCACUGCCGGUCCUCACCAAACUCAGUGAAAAAGCCCAUCACGCCCUGGCAGCUGCGCAAAAUGAUGCCACACCUAUUUCUUCAGGAGACAGGGAGGGUUCAUUGUGGCCUAUCAAGGCAGAAGAUUCCACGGAUGAAGAUCUUCUGAUAUUUGCCGGACAUACCCGGUUCCUUUCGGCAAAGCGCAAGAUGAUGGCGCGCGACUUGUCUGCCUCUUCUCCCCCCAACGUAUUCCACUAUUAUGACGCCGAUCGUACGCCUCCUUUCACCGCAGAAUACCAGCAUUCCAAUACAUCCCAGUCCCAUUAUUCGUAUUCCUACGACCGGAGCCGGCCCUCCGGCCCACCGUCGACCAUGUCGAAUCCUAACUUUGCGUUCGAUUGGGCACAAGAGCAUCAGCAUCAGAGCCCUCAUCCGACGUCGAGUGUUCCUCCCAGGCGUCUAUCACGACCGCUACUGACUUCAGAUCGACCCGAGCAUCCGCGGGAGAUGUAUCUGAUGCCGCCGUCGUCUCCGUUAGGCAAUAUUCCAUCAACGGAUGUUAGCCUCCCUACAUUUUCAGUUCCUUCCGAGCCUUGUCUUCAGGAGCGGUGGUAUUCGUUUCUCCAGAACUCGGGCGUAAUGGAGCACGAAUCAUUCAAUUGA